Messenger RNA from Lodderomyces oxycetoniae, 2511 nucleotides. Its product is annotated as AMP deaminase. Lineage: Eukaryota; Fungi; Ascomycota; Pichiomycetes; Serinales; Debaryomycetaceae. Gene Ontology annotation, biological process: AMP metabolic process; IMP salvage. Bases 1 to 2511 code for a protein of 836 amino acids. Gene Ontology annotation, cellular component: cytosol. Gene Ontology annotation, molecular function: AMP deaminase activity. The record is from RefSeq and is a predicted model, not a curated record. The transcript has a single exon.
AUGCUGACCAAGUCCAACCUCAGCUCCCAAUUGAAGGGAGAAAAUGAAGAUAAGGGCAGAAUUGAAGAGAAGAACCAAAGUGCUGGGCAAAGUUUUUCCUUGUUAGGUGCACCAGUUGAAAUGGAUGAGUAUGAACAUGGAUUUGAUGAAGAUAGCGAUGAUGGUUUAACAACAACAAAUUCGGCUCAUUUUUCAACGUCUCAAGAUAGGUUCAUAAAGGAUCAAGAUUUGAAGCAGAAAACAUUAGAGGCAUUACACAGCGGCCAUGGAAGCGGAAUGCCGCAACCAUCACCGCCACCUUUGCAAUCAUUGCCCCAAUCAUUAUCAUCAUCAUCGCCGCCGCCGCAGCAGCAGCCGGGGUUAAUCAACAUCAGCUCAAAAAGACAACCAUCGGUGAUUGAUAUGCCGUAUCACAAUUUUCAUCCUUCCCCGGGGCAAGCUUCUCAUUUGAUGGCAGCAAACAGUGGCUCAAAUUCCACAGCCACAAGUGCAUUUCCCGAGGAAUAUCCAUCAGACGAAUUAAUUGAAUAUUACGAGAAUGUUAGAAUUUGCUUAGACUUUCGUCACAAGUAUUUGAAUCUCUCUUUGCAAACUCCCGAGCUGUCAAAUCCUAAAAACAAGUCUGAGUGGAAAAUAUACCCGCCACCACCAAAGCCAACUUACAAGUCAAAGAACAAAUUCAAUCGGAUUCUCAAACCUGCUGGGAAAAAGAAGGAAAAGAAGGAAAAGACUGACAAUCAGGAAAAAGAUGCAAGAGAAGUUAAAGGAGAAGGAGAAGAUGACGGUGACGGUGACGGUGACGAUGACGAUGAUGAAGAAGAAGAGAUAUUUGAUUUCAACAAAUGUACCAUUCCAGAUUUAAGUGAGAGUGAAUACUACUUCACCUUGGAUAGUGAAGGGGUAUUCCAAGUGUAUGAUUCAAAAGACGAGAAACAGGUGACGAUUCCCAAUUUACACCAAUACUAUUAUGACUUGAGCGUCAUGAGCAGGAUUUCAUCUGAUGGUCCAACAAAAUCUUUUGCUUUCAAGAGAUUACAAUAUCUCGAAGCAAAAUGGAACAUGUACUACUUGUUGAAUGAGUUUGAAGAGACUAAAAAAUCAAAGCAAAACCCUCAUCGUGAUUUUUACAAUGUUCGUAAGGUAGACACGCAUAUUCACCAAUCAGCUUGUAUGAACCAAAAACAUUUGCUUAGAUUCAUCAAGUACAAAUUGAAGACCGAUCCAGACCUGCCUGUGAUUUUCCGUGAUGGGAAAAUCUUGACAUUGGCCGAAGUGUUCAAGUCGUUGAAUUUGACUGCAUAUGACUUGUCUAUUGAUACUUUGGAUAUGCAUGCACAUACGGACACUUUUCAUAGAUUCGACAAGUUCAACUUAAAAUAUAACCCCAUUGGGGAGUCAAGAUUGAGAGAGAUUUUUUUGAAAACAGACAAUUUCAUAAAGGGGAAGUACUUGGCAGAGCUUACUGGACAAGUAAUGGAGGAUUUGGAGAGUUCGAAAUACCAAAUGAGCGAGCUUAGAAUUUCAAUUUAUGGUAGAUCGAUUCACGAGUGGGAUAAGUUGGCUGCUUGGAUCGUGGAUAAUAAAUUAUUUAGCCACAAUGUUCGUUGGUUGAUUCAAGUACCAAGGUUAUAUGAUGUUUACAAAAAGAAUGGAAAUGUCAAUUCCUUUUUGGAAAUUGUCAAGAACGUAUUUGAGCCCUUAUUUGAGGUUUCAAGAAACCCAAAGACGCAUCCAAAGCUAUAUGUUUUUCUUCAAAGGGUAGUGGGGUUUGACUCUGUGGAUGAUGAGUCCAAGGCGGAGAAACCAAUUCAAUCAAGAAAAUACCCACCAGCAAGUGAAUGGAAUUUCACAACAAACCCACCAUACUCUUACUAUUUGUACUACUUGUUUGCCAAUAUAGCAAGUUUGAAUCACUUGCGAUUAAAGAAUGACAUGAAUACAUUUGUAUUGAGACCCCAUUGUGGAGAAGCUGGCGAUCCUGAACAUUUGAUUAGUGCAUUUUUAACAUCCUAUGGAAUCUCGCAUGGAAUUUUGUUGAGAAAAUUGCCAUUUAUUCAGUAUUUGUACUAUUUGGACCAAAUUGGUAUAGCAAUGUCACCACUUUCUAAUAACGCAUUGUUCCUUACCUAUGAUAAGAACCCAUUUUACAACUUUUUCAAAAAGGGUCUAAAUGUGUCAUUAUCAACCGAUGAUCCAUUACAGUUCUCCUACACAAAAGAGCCUUUAAUUGAAGAGUAUUCGGUUGCAGCACAGAUCUACAAGUUGUCCAGUGUUGAUAUGUGCGAAUUGGCAAGAAAUUCUUGUUUACAAAGUGGCUGGGAAGCCACAAUCAAAAAGCAUUGGCUUGGAAAAAAUUACAUGGCUGGUGGUGUUGCAGGUAAUAACAUUGAAAAGACAAACGUUCCUGACAUCAGGGUGGGCUAUAGAGAGGACGCUUUAAAAAGUGAGCAACAUUUGGUGGAUUAUUAUACCAGUAUCAACCGCAAUGAAGCGGCCAGUCGUUCCCAUUAA